This is a messenger RNA of Monoraphidium neglectum, 198 nucleotides long. RefSeq lists its product as hypothetical. Lineage: Eukaryota; Viridiplantae; Chlorophyta; Chlorophyceae; Sphaeropleales; Selenastraceae. The record is from RefSeq and is a predicted model, not a curated record. The transcript is spliced from 2 exons. The coding region runs from base 1 to 198 and encodes 65 amino acids.
AUGGCCACCGCCGCUCGAGAGCCUGCGCUCAAGGGCGGCGAGCAGCAAAAGCGCGGCAGCAAUGAGGUGCCGAGCGGCAUGGAGGCGGAGGCGCGGCUGCUGGAGCAGCUGACGAGCAUCCCCCUGAUCAGCAAGGCCACCUUGCGGCCUGCGCGCGUCGGCAAGGGAGUGCAGAUCACGACUGACGUGGCCACCUAG